This is a messenger RNA of Cuscuta campestris, 2013 nucleotides long. Lineage: Eukaryota; Viridiplantae; Streptophyta; Magnoliopsida; Solanales; Convolvulaceae. The record is from the annotation of a GenBank genome assembly.
UUCAGAGCUCUUCAAUCGGCGACUUUCCUCGAGAUCUGGAUUCGGACUGCCGAAAUGGUAAAAGCAAGGGGAAAAGAGUGAGAGUUACUGGUAUUGACAGAGAAUGUCUGGAAAAUUAUGUAUCAGAUGGUAUUCCCAAAACUUCAGAGUAUGCGUACUUUAAAAAGGUGAAGGAGUCUAUGAUCCAGCAUAAUCAUCAUUUUCGGGAUACAGAAUGUGAUCAGGAAUUGAAUGAUGCUGGGAGUUAUGAAAAUGCCCGACAUAAAUUGAAAGAAAAAAUGAAGGCACCUUAUACUAAUGAUUCUGUUCGUGAGGCUUUGAGAAAAUCCAACACGUUGAAUUGUGAUGUCAAAGAUAAGUUGUCAGCUCUACCAGAAAAAGUAAGCCUUAAUAACCGGUGCAUGUUUGUCUCGCCUGAAGUAGGGAGAUGCAAGAGCCCUGGUGAGUAAUGCAGGCAUGUCCAGUAGGCUCAAAUUACUCUCCCUUUUUGCAUCAUAAAACUGUAGACAAAGUUUUGCAUUUAUCACCUCAAUCAGCUCCAUCAAAGCAUUCAGGCAGAUAAUACUUGGAGAGAUAUUUUUUCUGCAAAGAGACAGAAGUUACGCCGGUGGGUAGAAAUGUCUUUUGCUGGCACAGAAAACUUGACUUCCAAGGGGUGUGACAUGUUGCCUCUGCUCCUUAGUCGCCUUUCCCCCAAUGGCAACGAGAGCAAAGGUUCAAGGACCACAUACAAUACUGGCUGCUCACCUGUUCUUCCAGAGUUGGAUCUCUCUGAGAUGAGGCAUGAUCACAGUUACAAAAGAGAUUUAACCACAUCAGAGUUUGAAUUAUUCCAAAGUAGGGAACUUUCAAGGUGGUCUGGCGCAACAAGAGCCAUGUUGGAUUGGCCUGAUUUUGCUUCAUAUAAUUAUUUUUCCAAAUUUGAUGCAAAAACUAUUCCACACAGUGAAGUAUUUGAUAAUUGUCAAGCUCCGUAUCGUGUCAAAGAUAAAAGCUUGUUGAAACAGAUCGGUUCACCCGUGCACUUAAAUUAUGAAGGGGAUGGCCAUAGUGAUUGGUAUUAUCAUCAUGAAGAACCAGAAAAGUUCUGUUUGCGGGAUGAAUCUCCAAGAAGAGAAGCAGAAACCUUAUUGCUGGAUUGGGAUUUCGACAAGGAGAAAGAUGAACCUGAAACAGCAAUAAUUACUGCUAGCAGCUCUGAGCACAUAACACAUUCACAAGUUGUAACACCAUCCUUACUUCCUGAUCAUUCUCUACAUGUUUGCGCCUUACCAUUCCAUCUGACUGCUCUGCCAAAGGAACUAAAUUCUUCUCACUCUUCCUCGUUGUACAAUGAGGAUCACGGCAAUGGUGUUUCCUAUUUUCUAGACGAUCUUCGGUAUACCCCAGACAAGUGUUUUAGUGAGAAGCGAAACCUAGAUUAUGAUGCAUUUUUAUUACCUGUGGUGCUGAAUGUUUCGGAAUGGAACAUCUUAACUGCAACUGGUUUCCCUUGGCAUGAGCAUUUUUCUCAACAUUGUUAUAGAAGUAGAUAUGGUACUGAACCAGAGAAAGCAUGGAACAUGGGCUGUUCGAAUUCAAGACGAAUCGAUUGUCAAGAAUCCCAUGAGCUGCCCUCUUGUAACUUUCAAACAUCAUUUGACAGAAAGAUUGGACAUCCUUUGUUGCUUGAAGACUCGACCGGGGCAAAAUCAGACAACGAACCAUUCAUCGGAGAGUUCUGAUGAAUGGAAAAGUAGCUGAACAUCCAGGCAACUGCUCCAGACAAGUUUGUCGGGCAGUAGAACUAACUAGCGAAAUGAAGUUUAGCCCGAAGCACCCCGUGGCGGACCCAGGAUUACAAAGGAAUGGAGUCAAUAUUUUGCUUUGACAACAUUAUUGUAUAUUAUCCAUUUUCGGUUAAACAAAUAAAAAGAUACAGAUAAAUGUUUCACAUAAAAAAUAAACACUGAAACUGAGAAUAUUAAAAAAAAAAUUAUUUGCACUAAAUAGCACUAAAACUUAUGUCAUUUU